This is a messenger RNA of Dissoconium aciculare CBS 342.82, 1267 nucleotides long. RefSeq names its product O-methyltransferase. Gene Ontology annotation, molecular function: O-methyltransferase activity. NCBI's taxonomy places the organism in Eukaryota, Fungi, Ascomycota, Dothideomycetes, Mycosphaerellales, Dissoconiaceae. The annotation marks the transcript as partial. The record is from RefSeq and is a predicted model, not a curated record. The transcript is spliced from 5 exons.
CCAUGACUCUCCACUCCCCCAACUCCGCAAUUAUUGCCGAGGCAGAACAGCUUGUUGCCGACCUGAAGGGCCAUACUGGCUCCCCUGUCGACCAAAUCAAGGCAGUCCGACAAUUGGACAAACUUCGGUGUUUGGUUCACAAUGGGUUUGAUGCCUUACUUUUCCAGGCGCAGCCGUUUCAAAUCCUUCCAGCCCUAAACUUGUUAAUGGAACAUGGCGUCUUUGAUGCCGUACCGCUCUCGACAAGUAUCUCGAUUAGCGAUCUCGCGACUGCAGUGAAACUCGAUAGUGAAAUAUUGCGACGAUUCCUACGAAUCGUACUCACGCAAGGAAUCUUCACCGAGCAUUCGGAUGUUGUCGAACACACGGCUGCGUCGGCUAUCUUCCGUACAGAUCAUGCUGCGAGCUUCUAUCGCCUAGGCACAGCACAGUUUUCACAAUGGUGGAAAGUCUCUGAUUAUCUCAAGAGCCAUUCCGCCAAAGAUUCCCAAGACGCAACAAAAGUCCCUUAUGUCUGGGCUUUGGGGAAGGAAGGUAAGACUUACUAUGAAGCGUUGGAGGAGGAUCCCACCGUUUCAGAUGCAUGGCAUAAAGGUAUGAUCAUGAUCGAAUCAACUCAGCCUGUGACGGGCAUGUUUCCGUUCAAAUCGAUGCAGGCGGCUGUUGAGAGCGAACCACAUCGGCCCUUCGUCGUUGAUGUUGGCGGCGGUCGAGGCAAUGCCCUCACAUCCAUCAUGAAAGAGUGUGGAGGCAGCUUCGGAGCGAAGGUAAUUCUACAAGAUAUGACAGAAGUAUUAGAAGGCAAAGAUCCAGUUCGGGUGAACGGAGUCGAGAAUAUGCCGCAUAACUUCUACGAAAAUCAGCCUGUGCGCAAUGCUCAUAUCUAUUACCUCCGAAAUGUUCUACACAAUCACUACGACGAUCGGAGCCAGAAGAUUUUGCGGAAAAUCGUCGAUGCCAUGGGUGCAACUUCGAGGGUGCUCAUAUGCGAAAUGAUCCUCCCUCAGACCUCUCCUGCCGGUUCUGAUCCAUUUCCUUUUUUCAUGGAUCUCAAUAUGUUUAUGGAAGGAGGUAUUGAGAGGACUGAGGAACAUUGGGAUGAGCUACUGAGCUCUGUGGGAUUGGAGAUCAAAAACAUUUGGAGACGAGAGGAGAAUCCGGUUCAAGCUACCAUUGAAGCUUGCUUAAGGGGUUGAAUUUCGACCUAGAUCUAAAUCCUUACAAAUGUUCCACGAUCACUGCCAAUUCACACUUUGAUAACCUCCCG